Messenger RNA from Heterocephalus glaber (naked mole-rat), 8088 nucleotides. It is a transcript of the gene Kcnq2, whose product is annotated as potassium voltage-gated channel subfamily Q member 2. The record is from RefSeq and is a predicted model, not a curated record. Gene Ontology annotation, biological process: potassium ion transmembrane transport. Gene Ontology annotation, molecular function: voltage-gated potassium channel activity. Lineage: Eukaryota; Metazoa; Chordata; Mammalia; Rodentia; Bathyergidae. Gene Ontology annotation, cellular component: membrane; voltage-gated potassium channel complex.
GCCGCCGCUGCCGCCGCGCCUAGGCCAUGCGGCUCCAGGGCCCGGGGCCUGGGCUGGGGCCCGCGCAGCCCCGCUCGCGCCUAGUCCGCCGAGUCCGCUGAGCCCGCGCCCGGCCAGGCGCUGCCCGGCACCAUGGUGCAGAAGUCGCGCAACGGCGGGGUGUACCCCGGCCCGAGCGGGGAGAAGAAGCUCAAGGUGGGGUUCGUGGGGCUGGACCCCGGCGCGCCCGACUCCACCCGGGACGGCGCGCUGCUCAUCGCCGGCUCCGAGGCCCCCAAGCGCGGCAGCAUCCUGAGUAAGCCGCGCGCGGGCAGCGCUGGCGCCGGGAAGCCCCCCAAGCGCAACGCCUUCUACCGCAAGCUGCAGAAUUUCCUCUACAACGUGCUGGAGCGGCCCCGCGGCUGGGCGUUCAUCUACCACGCCUACGUGUUCCUCUUGGUCUUCUCCUGCCUCGUGCUGUCUGUGUUUUCCACCAUCAAGGAGUACGAGAAGAGCUCGGAGGGAGCCCUCUACAUCCUGGAAAUCGUGACCAUCGUGGUGUUUGGCGUGGAGUACUUUGUCCGGAUCUGGGCUGCAGGCUGCUGCUGCCGGUACCGUGGCUGGAGAGGACGCCUGAAGUUUGCCCGGAAGCCAUUCUGUGUGAUCGACAUCAUGGUGCUCAUCGCUUCCAUUGCGGUGCUGGCGGCUGGCUCCCAGGGCAAUGUCUUUGCCACGUCUGCACUCCGAAGCCUGCGGUUCCUGCAGAUCCUGCGGAUGAUCCGCAUGGACCGGAGGGGGGGCACCUGGAAGCUGCUGGGCUCUGUGGUCUACGCCCACAGCAAGGAGCUGGUCACUGCCUGGUACAUUGGCUUCCUCUGCCUCAUUCUGGCCUCGUUUCUGGUGUACUUGGCAGAGAAGGGAGAGAAUGACCAUUUCGACACCUACGCAGAUGCACUGUGGUGGGGCCUGAUCACCCUGACGACCAUUGGCUACGGGGACAAGUACCCCCAGACCUGGAACGGGAGGCUCCUGGCGGCAACAUUCACCCUCAUUGGUGUCUCCUUCUUCGCUCUUCCUGCGGGCAUUUUGGGGUCUGGUUUUGCCCUGAAAGUCCAAGAGCAGCAUCGGCAGAAGCACUUCGAGAAGAGGCGGAACCCAGCAGCGGGUCUGAUCCAGAGCUGUGCUCUCCCUCCGCAGUCCGCCUGGAGGUUCUACGCCACCAACCUGUCGCGCACGGACCUGCACUCCACCUGGCAGUACUACGAGCGCACGGUCACGGUGCCCAUGUACAGCUCACAAACUCAAACCUACGGGGCAUCCAGACUCAUCCCACCACUCAACCAGCUGGAGCUGUUGAGGAACCUCAAGAGCAAGUCUGGACUCACCUUCAGGAAGGAGCCUCAGCCGGAGCCGUCGCCCAGUAAAGGCAGACCGUGCCGAGGGUGCCUGUGUGGAUGCUGCCCCGGACACUCUAGUCAGAAGGUCAGUUUGAAAGACCGUGUCUUCUCCAGCCCCCGAGGCGUGGCUGCCAAGGGGAAGGGGUCUCCCCAGGCCCAGCCAGUCCGGCGGUCACCCAGCGCUGAGCAGAGCCUUGAAGACAGCCCGAGCAAGGUGCCCAAGAGCUGGAGCUUUGGGGACCGCAGCCGUGCGCGACAGGCUUUCCGCAUCAAGGGCGCCACCUCCCGGCAGAACUCGGAAGAAGCAAGUCUCCCCGGGGAGGACAUCGUGGAGGACAAUAAGAGCUGCAACUGCGAGUUUGUGAGCGAGGACUUGACGCCUGGCCUGAAAGUCAGCAUCCGAGCCGUGUGUGUCAUGCGGUUCCUGGUGUCCAAGCGGAAGUUCAAGGAGAGCCUGCGGCCAUACGACGUGAUGGAUGUCAUUGAGCAGUAUUCAGCCGGGCACCUGGACAUGCUGUCCCGCAUCAAGAGCCUGCAGUCCAGGAUAGAUAUGAUUGUGGGCCCCCCACCCCCUUCAACUCCCCGGCACAAGAAGUACCCCACCAAAGGACCCACGGCCCCUCCGAGAGAGUCACCCCAGUACUCACCUAGAGUGGACCAGAUCGUGGGGCGGGGCCCAGCGAUAACAGACAAGGACCGGACCAAGGGCCCGGCGGAGGCUGAGCUGCCAGAGGACCCCAGCAUGAUGGGGCGGCUCGGCAAGGUAGAGAAGCAGGUCUUGUCCAUGGAGAAGAAGCUGGACUUCCUGGUGAACAUCUACAUGCAGCGCAUGGGCAUCCCCCCGACCGAGACCGAGGCCUACUUUGGAGCGAAGGAGCCAGAGCCGGCACCACCGUACCACAGCCCCGAGGACAGCCGGGAGCACGUGGACAAGCACGGCUGCAUCAUCAAGAUCGUCCGGUCCACCAGCUCCACCGGCCAGAGGAACUUCUCCGCGCCCCCCACAGUGCCCCCUGCCCAGUGCCCACCGUCCACCUCAUGGCAGCAGCAGGGGCACCAGCGCCACGGCACCUCCCCUGUGGGGGACCACAGCUCACUGGUCCGCAUCCCACCGCCGCCCGCACAUGAGCGCUCGCUGUCCGCCUACAGCGGGGCCAACCGGGCCAGCACAGAGUUCCUGAGGCUGGAGGACACCCCGGCCUGCAGGCCCCACGAGGGCAUCCCGCGGGACAGUGACACGUCCAUCUCCAUCCCAUCCGUGGACCACGAGGAGCUGGAGCGCUCCUUCAGUGGCUUCAGCAUCUCCCAAUCCAAGGAGAACCUGGACGCGCUCAGCGGCUGCUACGCAGCUGUGGCCCCGUGUGCCAAGGUCAGGCCCUACAUCGCGGAGGGCGAGUCCGACACGGACUCGGACCUCUGCACGCCCUGUGGGCCCCCGCCACGCUCUGCCACAGGCGAGGGCCCCUUUGGCGAUAUGGGCUGGGCUGGGCCCAGGAAGUGAGGCCAUCAGGCCCCUGCUGAGCCACCCCCAACUCUGCCUUCUGGUUUGUGGCCAGAGCUCUCUGGGGCUUCUUCCUGGGGUGCCGUGGGUUGCGAGGGGUGCUGGUGGGUCUGGCUCCUGGGGGUCCCUGUGGGGUGAUGGGUGCACGGGGCUUCUUGGCUCAUGCAGGGUCAUUUUGCAGAAGUUCCUUUGCAGACGGGCUGGAGGAGCAUGGUCUGCCCAGUCUGCUCAGGGGCCGUCACACUGUGCAGGACAAGGACAGAGUGAUGAGGGGCACAAAGCCAUCGGGGUGGUGAGGGUGCCUGUGGCGGCUGGCCUUGAGGCCCCAGGGGUGCCAGGUUGGGUUGGUAGCUCUCAGAAUGGCAAUUCACUGGGUGUGGACCACCUUUGCCCUGACCAUUUGUCCCUCCGUUCCUCAUCGUCCUCAGCAAGGUACCACUCAGCUGCCAUGUGUGUGCACAGCUGGGUUGGGUCCCUGGCUUCUGGCAGCCUGGCGAGAGAGCUGCCGGCCAGCAUCCUCCUCUCUCUUUGGGGUCCACAGGUCUUUUGAUGGGAGCCACCCCAAGCUCAGAACCCUUUGCCUGGAGCUGAGGAAGGGGUGAAGCCUUGGGUGCCAGAGCAAUCCUGGGGCUGCCCUGCGCUUGGCCUCCUGUGGCCUCUGUUGGUAUGGCUGGCAGCCUCUUCUCAAAGGGGUCCUUGGGGGCCCCAGCUGCCCCGGGCCUGGGCUCUCUCGGGGGUGAGAGCCAGCAGCACCCCAGCCACGGAAGCUCUGGGCAGAGGGCAGCCUGACCUCUCCUUUCUCCUGAUUACUCUGGCCGGUGCCAGGCACCAGGCCAUGGCCUGCACUUUGACAGUCAUCUAAUGGGCAGAUUUGCUCCGACCUUAGCCAGGGCCCCUCCUGGCCUGCCCCAAUCUGUGCCCCAACAGCCCCAGGCAGGGCUGUGUGGCACAGUCACGGCUGGGGAGGUCCUUCAAGCUGCCAGCUCUGUGCUCCAGGCAGCUGCUGUGCUUGGCUGAGGAUCCUUUCUGCUGGACCUGACUGUGUCCCAGCCGCUCGUUUUCACUGACGGGUCCCUUGCCUGGGAGUUGGGGAUACCGGUCCCUUACCCUGGGCCCUGACAGCAGGAAGCUCUGUCCUGCCUGUCCUGGCCACCUGGCCCUGAUCGGCAGCCAGCUGUGGAGGCUCACGGGCCCAGCCCCGAGGGGCAGACAGAGCCCCAGCUCUGCUCCUCCAGGCUCUGGCCUGGGGGUGUCUGUCUCUUGGGUGAUGGCGUGGAGUGGUGGGCAGCCGGGGCUCUGCAGCAGCCAGGCCCCCGGUGUGAGCCGGCUGAGUAGCUGCUGGGCACCAGUGGGGCCUGCCUCUCAUGCCGCUGUGUGAAGUCUGUUCCAACAGAACUGGAGGUGGCGGGGGCCAUCUUGGCCCCUGGGGAGGACCUGGAAACUGUCUCCUGGGGUCACAUGGCCCUGACCAUUGGGGGUCCUGGGUGCUGGGGGCCUCACCAGGCACCAGGGCUCCCACUCUGGAGCAUGUCUGCCAGGAGCUGGCUGGGAGUCCCGCCUACAUUUGUACCGAUGUGUCCCUGGCGCCCUGGUUCUCACCGGCAGGAUUUGUGUGGCCGAGAUCCCCUCUGUGGUGAGGGAUGUACCUUCCAGGGUGGCUGCUGCAAGAGAGCGUGUGGCAGGAUGCGUGGUCACCCCUCACCUCGCUCCUCCAGGCCAAUCUGAGCCAGGCCUUGCCUGAGUCAUCCUUUGCUCUUGGUGAUGGCAUAGGGAGGCUCCUGCUGGGGCCACAGGCCCAGGGGGUCUCAGCCAUCUCAGGCUCAGGGCUGGAGCAGGGGCCCCUUGCCUCCUGUCCCACGGGCUUCACGGCUGCAUGUGCCACCCCAGACCUGUGCCUCCUGCCCCUGGGGCCCCGGGCUGGGGCUCUGCAGUGUGAGAGAGAUGGGGCAGUGGUAUCCCCCGAACCCUGGUGGCCCAGCAGGACAGCAGGAGGAUCUUCUUCAGGUUGCAGCAAGAGGCGCUGUGGCUAGACUGCCAGCAUUGGAAGGGAGCUCUGGCCCAGACACCGUGCUGUCUCCAGCCCCUCAGAAGAGCAAAGUGCACAUCGCAGUGGGGUGACUGGGGUCCUAUUUGGGUAGAGGAUGGGGUAGGAGCUCCCUCUGGGGUUCCCCUGGGCCCAGCCGGACCAGCACAACAGUCUGGUGCAAGCACUCUUGGGUCUGCAUAUGUGGCUGAGGGCCAGCGGCCACCCUGUGGUAAGGGUCUCCAGGGCAAGGCAUUUGUCAGGGCAGGCAUCCCCACGCCCCCAGACACACACACUGCAGCCAGGCACACACAUGCACUCACACACAUGCACACACAAGCUCACAGACCACACAUGGCCAGGACACACUUUCACUUGCACACAUAGCAGGUGGUACUUUCAUACACACAGGCGCGUAUGUGCACACAUGGUACACACACAGGCUCACAAGUGCACAUGCACACACACAUGACAGGAACACAAUUUCAUGUGCACAAGUUCACAAUGUGCACACAAGUAACAAAGCAGGUACACUUUUACACACAUGCCUGUGCAAAGCACAUACGCAUAGGUACAUGGUUCAUGAAAUGUACACACAAGCAGAUCACAUGAUGGGUACACACAUGCAACUCACACGUGUACAUGCAAGCUCCCAGGACAUACAGAGCAGGUACACACACUCACACAUGUAUAUAUAAGUGCACACACAUGGCAGGUACACACUUCCACGUGUGCAUGCUGCUGUAGCCACAUACGAGUACACAACCUCCAUGGUAUGUACACACCUGUAUGCCCUCACACAUACACACACAAGAUCCCAUUCUGACUUUGGCUGCCCUUUGUUUCUGAUCUUUUGCCCUUUGACCCUUCCUGAUUUAAGCCACAAGAAACGAAUGACUUUACACUCAUGGUUCCAGAAUGUUGGGCCCAGAUGGGGUUCCAACUGCCUGGGGCUUCUGGACAGCAGUGGCAGUGGGUCCACCUGGAGCCCGUUCAGGGUUCCGUGCCUACUUGUGGACGCUGAGUGCCCAGAGAGGUCUGUGCUGGGCUCAGGGAGGCCUCGGUGUCCACCAGCUUUGGCUCUGUCCUUGCACUGGGCCAACAUCUGGUGCUGACCGCUCCCUGGGCCCUCUGUGGACAUGUGGCCCAGCCUCAUCACCCCCAGGUUUUGCUCCAUGCAGGCACUGCCUGUCCACCAUUGGCAUUUUCACCCCUGACCUCUCUCCAUCCUCUGCGAGACCGCCCGGUGUCCUGUGCUGGGACAGCCCAGGGUGAGAGCCACCUUUCCCUCUGCCACGGUCUGGCAGGACAGAUGGCAGAGGCCACGUCCUGGCCACUGCUGUGGGACCCCAGGUACACCCUAGUGACCCCUUACCUCUUUGGGAGGCCUUGCUUCCCACCACCAUCCAGAGGCUGGAGAGCUGCUGAGCACUGCAAGGGCCCCUCUGAUCACUCUAAGUCCCUGCCCAGAAGAAAGUCAGCCAGGGCCGCCCUGCCUCCCAGUGCACUUUAUUUUGUCAUUUGUUUUGUGAUUGCCUUCUCUGCGCUCGCUGGGGCCCUGUGGUCGCGGAUGGGGGUGUGGGGGGCGAGGACCAGGGAAGCACCCUGCCUUCUGCUGCCGUGGCGGGGCCCAGUCUGCAUUCAGGGCCCUGUGAGCAAGACCCUGUUCUGGGGGGAAGACUUCGGCCCUGAGAUGUUGCUGGAAGCUUCCCAAAGGCAAAGGGAGCCGUGGGUGCUGAGGCAUCUCAGCGGGAGACACUGGGUUCGAGUCUGGGCUGUAAACAGUGUACAGAGUGGAGGCCGUGGGAACCUGCCCUGGCCUUCAGGCUCAGGCCAGCAGCGUGGCGCUGGUCACCUCUGCUGCUACAGCCCCCUAAAACAAACACGGCGAGGGCCUUUGGCCAGCACCCACAGCUGUGAUGAGACUUGUGGGCCUCUGGGCACCUUUGGUGGAGCCAGGUGAGCUGGGGCGGAGUGGAGGCAUGGCCACAGCAAGGCCCGGCCCUGGAGCGUGUGGACUGGGAUCCGGUUCCUGAGAUGGUCCUGAGCCGCUAGUGUGGGGCCGAGAGGGCCGGAGUCACCGGCCAGGGUGCCUGUGUGGCUGUCCCAGGCCGGCUGUCCUCCAGCUGCUCCAGGCCCCUGCCGGACGCUGAGGAGGAGGGGGACAGAAGGGAGGGCUUCCUGUGGGAGAGUGUGAAGGAACUGCGGGCUCAGGGAGAAGAAGCCUGAGUGCGUGCAGGUGGCACAGCCCCACGGCUCUCUCCAGGUCCCCCAGGGUGCGCAUCAGUGAGGACCAUGAGCUUUGUGGUCCCCCCAUCCUUGGGCAGAGGAGGGGUCUCUGGGACCAGAGUAGAGAAGGGAAGGAGGCCUGUCGGCCGAGGAACUGGCCGACUGAGGGUGUGGGUGCAGCCAGGCCCGCCCUGAGAUCCCCUGCACUGGACACUCCGUCAGGGCCCUGGGGUCCUGGGCAGGACUGCUGGUCGCUAACUGCCACACAUCCAGCUUGGACUGGGUUUUCCAAAGUCGUUGCCUUAAUGAGUGCUGACGGGGAUCCCUGUCCUUGGCCCUGGAGCCUCCUCCGAGGUGGGCGUCCAGGCUGAGGGGUCUGGCUGGGGCUCAGCACAGGCAGGCAGGGCCUUGCCGGCUGUCGCUCUCGGAGGCACCCAGAGCUGGCUGUCCCCUCGACGCCACCGUCUGCCUGGGACUGGCGCGGCUCACUGCGAGCCCGGGCCCCACGCCUGCUCCCACUCCUUGCCGUCUUGUCCCGGCCACGACGGUGGUGGCAGCUUCCCCAUCCUCGCUGUUGCCUUGGCUGUCUUUGCACUUUGUUCACGCUCCAAAGAAUACUUCGUGAUGCCUUCGUCCCGACGUCCACCUGCACCGACUGUAGGCGCUCGGGGGUCAGGCCCAGCCUUUUCCUCGGGCGACUGCGUUGCCCCUGCACCCUGGUCUCGACUUCGCGCAUCAUCUGUCUUCUGGGGAUCCACGCCAGGGAGCACACUCUAGUUCUCUCAAGCACUAGCCAGCCGAGACACUCACUUCCGCCACAGGAACGGGCCGGUGUGGGUUCACAGGGACUCCGAGUGUAGAAGCCCAUGGCAGGGACAUGUGUGGACACUGGACAGUUCUGCCACGGGCCGAGUCCAGACGCCCAGUGGACCUGUGUACUUAGUAAAUGCGUGAUUCGA